Messenger RNA from Camelus dromedarius (Arabian camel), 1648 nucleotides. It is a transcript of the gene SLC48A1, whose product is annotated as solute carrier family 48 member 1. Gene Ontology annotation, molecular function: heme binding; heme transmembrane transporter activity. The coding region runs from base 124 to 564 and encodes 146 amino acids. Lineage: Eukaryota; Metazoa; Chordata; Mammalia; Artiodactyla; Camelidae. Gene Ontology annotation, biological process: heme transport. The transcript is spliced from 3 exons. The record is from RefSeq and is a predicted model, not a curated record. Gene Ontology annotation, cellular component: lysosomal membrane; plasma membrane.
GGCGGCUCCGGCUCGGCUCCCGGCUCCCGGCUCCCGGCUCCCGGCUCCCGGCUCCCGGCUCCCGGCUCCCGGCUCCCGGCCCUGCACCUGUGAUUGUCGGCCUCGCCCGGCGUCUGCAGCCCCAUGGCCCCGUCCCGCCUGCAGCUCGGCCUCCGCGCCGCCUAUUCGGGCCUCAGCUCCGUGGCCGGCUUCUCCAUCUUCCUCGUCUGGACGGUGGUCUACCGACAGCCGGGGACCGCGGCCAUGGGGGGGCUUGCAGGUGUGCUGGCGCUGUGGGUCCUGGUGACGCACGUGAUGUACAUGCAGGAUUACUGGCGGACGUGGCUCAAGGGGCUGCGCGGCUUCUUCUUCGUGGGCGUCCUCUUCUCGGCCGUCUCCGUCGCCACCUUCUGCACCUUCCUGGUGCUGGCCAUCACCGGGCACCAGAGCCUCACAGACCCCAACAGCUACUACCUCUCCUCUGUCUGGAGCUUCAUUUCCUUCAAGUGGGCCUUCCUGCUCAGCCUCUACUCCCACCGCUACCGAGCUGACUUUGCCGACAUCAGCAUCCUCAGUGAUUUCUGACCCAAGGGAUGAGGUCUUUGUGCCCUGGCGGUCCCCAGGACCUGGACUCAGUCUCUGAGACAUCGGGUGGGCCUGUCCCCCACCUUGGAACCCCAGAACCAUGGCAGAAAACACAGCAGGAAGCUGGCGGUCUCCCUGGGAGCUGUCCUGUCCCUAUUCUCGGAGCCCUGGGUGCUGUGGAAAGGGGUCCUGCCAUGUUGCUCAUCAGCCUGGCUGGAGGGGAGCUUUAGACCUUUUCAAAUGGAUCUAUUUUCUUAGCACUCAGUGGGCAGUCUUUGUAAGCAGGGCCAGAGCAACAAAGGGUAGGGCAGUGAGGCUCUGACCUGGGCUUGGGGGCAAGGGGCAUGUGGUUUGGUCCGUGCUGCCCCAUGCAUUCUCCUCACCAGGCUGAGAACCUGGGGAGGUCAGGUCAAGGAAGGGAUCUCUGGUAGAGACUUCUCAACCCCCAUCCCAGCACCCACCUCCUGUUUUCCCUCGAGGGUCAGGCAGCUGAACUCCUUGGUCCCAGGGAUGGUGACAUUUGGCUCUUGUUUCCUAAGGCCCGGGGACUUGCAGGGAGACGUCCCUCUUUCCACCCUGUUCCACGCAGAGCUGGUUCCCACGAGUGUGCUAGAACUAUCCUCCCCUUCACAUGCCCCAGAGUAGGAGGCCCCAAACGAGCCAGAUUAAGGAUCUUAGGGCAAGUGCUUCUGCCCCUGGAAGGGCUUUGGGGAAGGGGGCAGCAUGGGGUGGGCGAACCUGCGCCCGGCGCCUCCAGCCCUACGUUUCCACUGACUUCUCCCGCCCGCCCCUUGCCGUGCCCAGAUCACCCCCGCCCGUGAGACGCCUCCCCUGCCCCUGCCCACCACCUAGAGCUUUCAUCUUGAAAAAUCUCCCUUCCGAAGGACGGAAUUCACUUUACUGCCUAUACACUGGCCCAAGGGCUUACCUAACUCGGGAGGGAAGGGGCUAUGUACGUCUUUUCCUCUUAGGUUGCCAUUUUGCACGGUCUACCCCUUUCCCGCCUGAUGUGUCCUGCCCCUCAGCUCUUUGCCUUAUCUGUGUCACUGUCACUUUAGCAGAAAUACAGCAGCCAUUUGUAUCA